GAUGAAUGUGUGGACUGAAUUAAAUAGUGAAUCGUAUCAACAACUACAUCAUGAAUUACUUUAUAGACCCACAAGACGAGAACAAAAAGCUGAACUUGAAUCAAAUGGUACAACUUUUAAAAAGUCGACAAACUAUGAACAUAAAGAUAAAAUAUAUCUGGAUUACACAUUCGAAAGUGGUUCAUUAAUAAAUUUUAAAAAAGAAUAUCGUCAAAUUUGGGAACAAUACUAUGUCCAUCCUGGUUCACGUUUAAGAAAUACAAGACUGAUUCUUGUUACUAUAUUAAAUCGAACAUUGCAAAGUCUUUUAAUUCACAAGAAACCAAAACGAGAUAUAUAG
This is a messenger RNA of Rotaria sp. Silwood2, 340 nucleotides long. Lineage: Eukaryota; Metazoa; Rotifera; Eurotatoria; Philodinida; Philodinidae. The record is from the annotation of a GenBank genome assembly.